Molecule: messenger RNA, 606 nt
Organism: Lactuca sativa (garden lettuce)
Lineage: Eukaryota; Viridiplantae; Streptophyta; Magnoliopsida; Asterales; Asteraceae
Biological process (GO): proteolysis
Molecular function (GO): aspartic-type endopeptidase activity
Source: RefSeq, a predicted model, not a curated record
AUGGAGCAUGUUCGAGCCCUUCAAGUCAACAUUCCAUUUGUGGAAACAAUGCUUCAAACACCCAAGUACUUUAACUUGCUAAAGGGUCUAUUUGCUGCUAGGAAAGAUUUCGCUGAAGUCGCGGUGAUAAUAUUGAGUGAGCUACCAGAAAAGAAGGAUGAUCCAGGGAGCAUCAUAAUUCCAUGCCAACUUGGAAAUGUACUUGCCACUCAAGCGUUGAUCGAUUCGGGUGCAAGUAUCAACUUAAUGCCCUUCUCUUUCUUCAAGAAGCUGAAUUUACCGGAGCCAAGACCAGUUAACAUGAAGAUCCAUUUGGCGGACAAGACGACAAUUCAUCCAAGAGGCGUUUUUGAAGAUCUUCUCAUUAAGGUCGACAAAUUUAUUUUUCCCGUAGACUUUGUGGUACUUGAUAUGGAAGAAGACCUCGAAAUUCCAAUUAUUUUGGGGAGAUCGUUUUUGAACACCGCAUGUGCAUUAAUUGAUGUAUGUGAAUCCACACUAACGUUCAGGGUCGGAGACGAGUCAGUCGUGUUUAAAGCUUUGCCAGAGAUCAAGCAAGAAGAAGAAAGAAAAGAUCGAAGAGAUCUCAUUCAAUUAUUUGGAUGA